Ctenocephalides felis (cat flea) is the source of this 1824-nucleotide messenger RNA. RefSeq lists its product as uncharacterized. NCBI's taxonomy places the organism in Eukaryota, Metazoa, Arthropoda, Insecta, Siphonaptera, Pulicidae. The transcript has a single exon. The record is from RefSeq and is a predicted model, not a curated record. The coding region runs from base 1 to 1824 and encodes 607 amino acids.
AUGGGAUCUCUUCCAAACGUUGCAUCGCCUGAUUCAAGUUCGACAAAUCUAUGCACGAUUGAACAUGAUUCCUUAUCUAAACAAUUGAAAACAUUUUUUGAGUUAGAAGAUGUACCUGACAUGAUUGUGUCGGAAAACGAUUAUUGUGAACAGUUCUAUACGUCCACCACAGUACGGAAUUUCGAUGGACAUUACGUGGUCGCAUUACCAUUUCGUGACAACGUUAAUGUAAAUUUUCAGAAAUCAUAUGAACUCGCGCAUAAGCGUUAUUGUAUUUUAGAACAAAAAUUUCGGAAAUCUUUUGAAUUCCAUAAACAAUAUUCAGAAGUAAUUCAAGAUUAUUUACAAAAAAAACACAUGUCAUUUUUAGGUCAUGUAAAUGAUUCCGCAGCCAAUGAAGGGUAUUAUAUUCCACAUUUUGCCGUGAUUAAAGACAGCUCAUCCACACCGUUACGAAUUGUAUUUGAUGCAUCAGCAAAGAAUGCUGAAUUUCCUUCCCUGAAUGCCAACCUAUUUUCCGGGCCAAAGCUACAGUCUAACAUUAUCACAAUUCUUCUUAACUUUCGUUUUGGCGAAAUUGCGUUAACGGCCGAUAUUAAACAGAUGUAUAGAAAUAUAUUAAUUCGUGAUCAAGAUAGACGAUUUCAAAGGAUACUUUGGAGAUUUUCUCCGGAAGAUCCCCUCGGCAUUUAUGAAUUAAACACUGUCACGUUUGGUAUUACGUCAUCUCCUUUUCAUGCGUUACGCACUAUUAAACAACUAGCUAAAGAUGAGAGCAAAAAUUAUCCCUUAGCCACUGAUAUAAUUCAAAAUGAUAUUUAUAUCGACGACGUGGUUACCAGUGCAGACACCGUCGAAAUCGCAAAACAACUUUACGUUCAAUUGUCGAGUUUGUUCCGUUCCGCGUGUUUUGAACUAGCGAAGUGGGCUUCGAAUGAUCGUCUAAUGUAUAAACAAUUUGAAUCACACCAUAAAACACAAAUUAAUUUUUCACAAACAAUUUCUGAAUUUGAUACGUCGGUUAAAGUAUUAGGAUUGAGAUGGGAUCCAAUUCAAGAUUGUUUUAAAUUUAAUAUCAACCUUCUCCAUCAAAAUUGGACAAAACGUCAUAUAUUAUCCACCAUUGCUCGUAUUUGGGAUCCCUUAGGUUUUAUUACGCCUAUCACCAUCAAAUUCAAAAUGAUCAUGAAAGAACUAUGGUUAUUAAAAUUAGAUUGGGAUGAGCCAUUACCUUCUUCAUUAGUUGCAACAUGGCUUAAUAUUUAUAAUCAACUUCCAGAAUUAAUUAAUCUUUCCAUUCCUCGAUUUGUAGGUACCAAAAAUUAUAUUCGUUGUUCUCUUUACGGUUUUGCGGAUAGUUCAGAAAAGGCUUAUGGGGCUGUGAUUUAUAUCAAGCCUUGCCAUGAUAAUAAAUAUUACCUUCUUAUUUCAAAAUCAAAAAUUACUCCAAUUAAAGUUCAAACUUUAGCUAGGUUAGAGUUGUGUGCGGCGCAUUUAUUGGCAAAAUUAUUAUCCUUUGUCAUAUCUUCCAAUCAUCAUUCUUUAUGUAUCGAAGAAAUAUAUGGUUUUACGGACUCGAUGAUUGUGCUUCAUUGGUUAACAGGACCAGCUCAUAGAUGGAAAACUUUUGUCGCAAAUAGAGUAACGAAAGUUCAUGAUUUACUUCCUUCUGCCAAGUGGUAUCAUAUUCCUUCCGAGGCAAAUAUUGCCGAUUGCGUUUCUCGUGGUUCAUUACCAAAUACAUUGCUUAAUAAUAGUAAUUGGUUCACAGGUCCCUCAUGGCUUUACUCUCAAAGAAGUCAUGGCCCAUACGUUCUACGUUAG